Molecule: messenger RNA, 3951 nt
Organism: Coffea eugenioides
Lineage: Eukaryota; Viridiplantae; Streptophyta; Magnoliopsida; Gentianales; Rubiaceae
Exons: 4
Coding region: 1-3951 (1316 amino acids)
Biological process (GO): regulation of DNA-templated transcription
Molecular function (GO): sequence-specific DNA binding
Source: RefSeq, a predicted model, not a curated record
AUGAAGGUUAUGGUGUGGAACUGCCAAGGUGCAGGGAGCCCCUUGACAGUUCCCCACUUGAAGGAGUACAAGCGACUCCUCUCCCCAGAAGUGAUGUUUCUUUGUGAAACUAAGAAUAGGAAACGAUAUAUGGAAAAGGUCCAGAGGAUCCUAAAUUAUGAGCACAGCUAUAUAGUGGAAUCGAUGGACAAAGCAGGAGGUAUGGUCCUAUACUGGAGUGCACACACCAAACUACUGCAGGUACAACACACGGCCUUCACUCUAGAGGCUCAUGUAGAGGACCAAAGCAGCAAUAGUGACUGGUGGAUAGUUGGGAUCUAUGCCAGCUGGGAUUUCAAUGACAUCUGCUCCAAUGAGGAAAAGUCGGGAGGAAGAAUAAGAGAAGAAUGGACCUCCACUGACUUCAGGAACUUUAUCCAUGAAAAUCAGCUGAUCGACAUUGGCUAUGAAGGACAGCCUUGGACAUGGAGUAAUAAUUGGGAAGGGGAUGGUGAGAUUAAACAGAGGCUUGAUAGAACACUGAGCAGUGUAGAAUGGAAUCUGAACUUUGGAAAGGCAAAAUGCACUCACCUGAAGUCCCAUGCGUCUGAUCACAGUGCUUUAAUUCUGGAUACUAACCCCAUGGAAAGGAACAGGAAAAAAGAUUCUUUUUUGACAAAAGGUGGCUUCAAAGAGAAGGUAUACUUCAAGUUAUCAAGGAAGUUUGGGACAAGAAGGAACUCUAGGGAAAGGAUUGAGAGGAUAAAGGAAAAGUUGGAUCAGAUUCAAGGAUCUUCACUGGUAAGUAUCAGAAAGGAAAGGGCUUCGCUCAAGAUGCAACUGAAGGAAGCUUACAGGGAUGAGGAAAUGUUUUGGAGCCAGAAAGCCAGACUCAAAUGGCUACAAGAAGGAAACAAGAAUACUCAAUUUUUCCAUGCACAGGUAAACAGUAGAAGAAAGGUUAACAGAAUGCAGAAACUACAAAAGGAAUAUGGGACAUGGACAGAAAAUGAGGAUGAAUUGGGAACUGAAAUUGGUAGCUACUACAGGCAACUCUUCACCAAAUCUACUGAGAGUAGUAAUCAUGAGAUUAUAGAUGGAAUCCCAAAAUCCAUUUCUGAGGCUAUGAACCAGGAUUUAACUAAGGUAGUAACAGAAGAGGAAAUCAAAUCUGCAAUCUUCUCUAUGGAUAGCAACAAGGCUCCUGGCAUAGAUGGGAUGUCCCCCCUUUUUUUCCAAAAAUUCUGGGAUAUAAUCAAAGGAGACCUGGUAAAUGCUAUUAAAAGCUUUUUUCAUUCCGGCAAUAUGCUAAAGGCUAUUAACCAUACCAUCAUUUCCUUGAUCCCAAAGGUCCCAUGUCCCAUUAAUAUCAAGCAAUACAGACCCAUUAGCCUUUGUAGUGUGAUUUAUAAAGUUAUUGCCAAGAUCCUUGUCAAUAGGCUCAAACCUAUUCUGCAUCAUUGCAUUAGCAUUAAUCAAUCUGCUUUCAUCCCUGGGAGACACAUUCUAGAUAACAUCAUUACCUCUCAUGAGUACUUGCAUCAUCUCAAAAAUAAAAGAUAUGAUAAGGAUGCAUUUAUGGCUGUGAAGCUUGAUAUGUCUAAGGCUUAUGACAGAGUUGAAUGGCAAUUUUUGCAAGAUAUUAUGGGAAAAAUGGGAUUCUGUGAGAAAUGGAUAACUUGGAUAAUGAAGUGCAUAAAUACAGUCUCCUUUUCUUUUAACAUCAAUGGAGAGUGUAAGGAAUACAUUGUACCUGAAAGAGGAUUAAGGCAAGGUGAUCCUCUGUCACCUUAUUUAUUCCUCAUAUGCUCAGAAGGCUUCUCCAGUCUACUGAAGAAAGCAAUGCAGACAAGAAGCAUGGCAGGCAUGAAGAUAAGCAGACAUGGCCCCUCUAUAACCCACCUUUUCUUCGCUGAUGACUCCCUGAUUUUUUGCAAAGCUAACUCUCAAGAAGCAAAGGAGCUGAAGAGGAUACUAGAGGUAUAUGAACAAGAAUCUGGGCAGAUGGUUAACUUAGACAAGUCCAGUGUGUUUUUUAGCAAAAAUGUGGAUGUGGCAACUAAGGAGGAAGUGUGUAUGGAACUAGGAGGGAUCCAACCAGUAUCGCAAGGGAAAUACUUAGGGCUGCCUAUGGUGAUUUCAAGGUCUAAGGGACAGCUGUUUGGUUACAUAAAGGAUAACAUCAAAAGAAGAAUGCUAAGUUGGAAAAACAAGCUUCUAAGCUCAGCUGGGAAAGAAAUUCUGAUCAAAGCUGUGGCUAUGGCAAUGCCUAAUUACACAAUGUCUUGUUUCAAACUACCUUGCAGGUUGUGCAAAGAGAUAAGCUCUAUGCUUUCCAAUUUCUGGUGGGGAAAAAAAGACAACAAGAAUAAGGUGCACUGGGUAGCUUGGAAGCAGCUGACAAGGGAGAAAAAACGAGGUGGUAUGGGAUUCCAGGACAUUCAAAGUUUCAAUAGAGCUCUGCUGGCUAAACAGAUUUGGAGAAUCAUCAGAAAUCCAAAUCUGUUAUCCAGCAGAAUUCUGAAAAGUAAGUAUUUCCCAAAUUGUAGUGUCUUGGAUUCCAGAACCCCCAACAAUGCCUCAUGGUUUUGGCAAAGCAUUAUGAGUGCAAGAGAAGAGCUUCAAUGGGGAAUUCGAAAAAGGAUAGGGAAUGGCCUUUCUACUAGAAUCUGGGAUGAUCAAUGGAUCCCAAACCAACAUUUAGGGAGGCCAAUCACAACUAAGCCAGGAGACUGCCAAGUUCAGAAAGUUGCUGAUUUGAUAGAAGGCUACAGGUGGAACAGAAACCUCAUUUUCAAAAACUUCAAAAAGGAGGAUGCUGAAAACAUUCUCAAGAUUCCCAUAAGCAUCACAGGAAGAGAGGACAAUAUCUUCUGGACAGAAAAUCAGAAAGGGGAAUAUACGGUGCAAUCAGGCUACAAGGUAAUCCAAGCUAAGAAUGAACAGGAGGGUAGAGGGGAAAGAGAAAGAAUUGAGGCUAGCUAUAGACCAAGGAGGACUGACAUGUGGAGAGUGCUGUGGAAACUAAAAAUCAGUCACAAAGUUAAGAUUUUCAUAUGGAAAAGCCUGAAAGAAGCAAUUCUAAUCAAGGAAUUAAUCUGGAGGAGAAUGUCUAAAGGAGACCCUAUAUGCUCAGGCUGUGGGGAGGAGCUAGAAACGUUGGAACAUCUUCUUCUGAAGUGCAAGAAAGCUAAGGAGGUCUGGAAAGUUGCACCAGUACAAUGGGAUGGGAUCCAGGAGCUGACUGGGAAUUUCAACAGAUGGUGGACGGCAUUAUCUGAAGCAAUCCAAAGAGAUCAAGGGAUAGACCAUAUAUCUCUCACAGCUUACAUUCUGUGGCAUAUCUGGAAAAGUAGGAAUGAUAAAGAGUUUAACAACAAAACACAUGAGCCAGGACAAGUAAUCACCAAAGCCUGGAAUGCAUGGAUGGAGUUCAACGAUGGGACCAAAAAGACAAGGAGCUGUAGUACUGAAUCAACAACAGCUUCACUUCACAGGAAUGAACAAGAACCGACCCAAACUCCAGACAACAGAAUAGCAGGAAUGCAGUUAAGAAUAGCAACCAAGUGGAACAAGGCAUCAAAAUCCAUUGGAUAUGGUAUUGUAGCAGCUGAUUGUAGAGGGCAGGAUGUGAUGGGAUGGAAAAUGAGAGAAAGAGAAAGCUCAAACCAAGUUCAACAUGAAGCUGAAGGUGUUAAAUGGGCCCUGAUCAAAGCAACAGAACAAGGAUGGAGGCUGGUAUGUAUUGGAGUUCCUAAUAUGGACCUGCUGCAGCAAAUACAUGGAACAAAAACAGUUGGCUUGUGCUUUAGAGAAUUUUCCUCUCAUGAGUCGGAUAUUGUUAGAAGCUUUAUACUUGACAUUACUUCUUGUUCGCAUGCAAGCUCUCUACUUUUUGCAGCCGUUGGCCAUUUUCGCAUUCAAGCUUUAGUGCUUGAAGCUUCUGAUUAUGAUAUUGCAGAUAUUCUCUGA